This is a messenger RNA of Neopelma chrysocephalum (saffron-crested tyrant-manakin), 5977 nucleotides long. RefSeq names its product SH2B adaptor protein 3 (gene SH2B3). Lineage: Eukaryota; Metazoa; Chordata; Aves; Passeriformes; Pipridae. Gene Ontology annotation, molecular function: transmembrane receptor protein tyrosine kinase adaptor activity. Gene Ontology annotation, biological process: intracellular signal transduction. Gene Ontology annotation, cellular component: plasma membrane. The record is from RefSeq and is a predicted model, not a curated record.
GCCCCGUCCCGCCCGCCCCGUCCUGGGCGCUCCGGCGCUCCACCAUGGGCGAGCGGCAGCCGGACGCCUUCUCGUGCAGCGCGGCCACCUCGCUGGAGCCACGGCAAUGAAUGGGCAGGCGCUGCCGGCCGGCACGCCAGCGCAUCCCCGGGGCUGGCAUGAGUUCUGCGAGCUGCACGCCAUCAGCACCGCCAAGGAGCUGGCGCGGCACUACCUGCGCUUCGCCACCGAGCACCCACACCAUGACCUCCUGGCCGCAGAGAACUUCUCGGUGCAGUUCACCGACCUCUUCCAGCAGUACUUCUGCCACGAGGUGAAGGAGGGCAUCGCCAUGAACCAGCUCUGCAUCCUGCCCGGCGGCCCGGCGCGGGAUUACCGGGACACGCACCGGCGGCACACCGACGCUUCCUUGGGCACCGUGGCCACCAAAGCUGAGGUGGAGCCUGGCACCCGCCCCGAGCAGCCCGUCCGAGCCCCCGAGGCUACCCCGUCCGGACUGCGCAAGUCCUGGAGCUCGGAGGAGCUGGCAGGGCCGGCACGGAGGCCCUUCUCGCUCAGCCAGCUGCGCAGGAGCUGGCGCAGCCUCUUCCGACGCCGCUCCUCGGAUGCCCUCCCCGGGGAUGGCGAUGGGGAGGCGACGGAGGCGACUCUCAAGCCGGGACUGGGCAAGCGCAUCCUGCCGUGGGGGCUGUUGCGGGAGCAGCCCCCCGAGGUGCGCAAGGAGGGGCUCCUCAAGUAUGGGCUGCUGGACGAGAGCUCCCUGGACAGCGGGACGCGAUGGCAGCGCUGCCGCCUGGUGCUGCGGCGAGCGGGGCCUCCCGACGCUGAGGACUUUGUGCUGGAGCUCUAUGACCCGCCCAAGGGUUCCAAGCCAAAGCUCCAUGUCGCCUGCUCCACCGUGCAGGAGGUGCGGAGGUGCACCCGCCUCGAGAUGCCCGAUAACCUCCACACCUUCGUCCUCAAGGUCACCAACGCCACCGACAUCCUGUUUGAGGCCGGGGAUGAGCAGCAGCUCAACUCCUGGACGGCCGAGAUCCGGGAGUGUGUCCGCAGGGGGUCCGACGCGGGUGACCCCGAGCUCCUGGUGUGCCGGCACCCCGACCCCGCAGCCACCAGCCCCACCACCAGCACCGACCCCCUCGGCCAAGUGGCGACGCCAGGGGGCCCGGGGGAGGCGGCAGGGCCGAAGAUGGAGCAGUUCCUCUCCUCCUGCCCCUGGUUCCACGGGCCCAUCUCCCGCGUGAAGGCGGCUCAGCUGGUGCAGCUGGGGGGGCUGGAGGGCCACGGUGUGUUCCUGGUGCGGCAGAGCGAGACACGCCGCGGCGAGUACGUGCUCACCUUCAACUUCCAGGGCAGAGCCAAGCACCUGCGGCUGGCACUGACGGAGCGAGGCCAGUGCCGGGUCCAGCACCUCCGCUUCUCCUCCAUCGUGGAGAUGCUGCACCACUUCCACCGCUACCCCAUCCCGCUGGAGUGCGGCACGGCCUGCGACGUCCGGCUCUCCAGCUACGUCGUGGUCCUGCCCCACUCACAAGCAGCUCCCAGCUCCAGCACCACGGUCCCUCUCCCGCUGCCUGUCUCCGGCUGGAGCCCCGAGUUCAGCCUCGCCCCUGCCGGCUCCUCCUGCCCCCACGGUGCCGACGAGGCACCCCCAGGCCCCCCUUCAGAGCAGAUCUUCCACCUGGUGCCGCCGCCGGCCGAGCUGGCGCAGAGCCUGCGCCCCAGCAGGAUCCCCCCAGCCCCCAGGCCCCGGCCCCGCGAGUCGGACUACGAGGUGGAGGCACCGGGCCGGGGCCACGUCCGUGCCAUCGACAACCAGUACACGCCGCUCUGACUGGUGCCACGCCAGCACUGGGAUGCACUUUCGGGUGGAGAAAUCCUAGAGACCUUCUGGGGAUCCAUCGAGAGAAAGAAUGUACCUGUUUCUUCCUUCUGGUUAGGGAUGAUUAUUUUAUUUUCGCAAGGAAGGGGGUAAUUUUUCACUCCUGUACGGGUGUGCUCCCUCUCAUUGGCCUGUUAAAGGGCCUUUUAUUGUUAUUUUUGUUGUUAUUCUCAAAGCUUUCUCAUUACUGUUUACACACCGCUCGUGCCUGUGCCCCCGUGUGCCGAGCGCCGCGACGCCAGGCUCGGCCUCCCACCUUCCUCCCAGCGAAGGAACCAGGGUCUGUGUUACACCCACAGAAUUGGAGAAAGGUAAAAAAAACCCAGGAAACCAAGAAAAACAAGGAUUAUAAAUUCAUUGACAAGUUGCUGCUCUGGGCCCUGUCCUCCUGCCCCAACAUGUGCUGCCGCUGCCAAACCCACCAGCAAAGUCCAACCUGAGCUGAGCUCCUGCGACGGGCGCGAGCGGGGUUUGGGCUUUAUUUUUAGAUAAGGCAAAAACUGGCUUUUCUUGCACUUCUUUUUUAACCCAGCACAGCCACAGUCACUCCCUGCACCAGCCAGGGGGAUGCUCACCUCGCUUGCCCAGCUAAUUGAGAUGUGAACACUAAUUGCUCCAUCCUUAAUCAUGUCACCAGCUGAGAACUAACACAGAGACUGACAGCAAACCACUCCUGCUGGUGAUGGAGGGGCUCUAUCCUGGUGAUGGAGACAUUUUAUCCCAGUCACUGAGACAUUUUAUCCCAGUGAUGGGCACAUUCUAUCCCGAUGGUGGAAUAGUUUUAUCUCGAUGUUGGAACUGUUUUAUCCUGGUGAUGGAACCAUUUUAUCCCAGUGAUGAAACUGUUCUACCCCGGUGAUGGAACCGUUCUAUCCCGGUGAUUGGAAGCAUUUUAGGCACAAAUUUGAAGUCAGUUUUUCCCCCAGAUGUUUUCUCACCUCACCAGCUCAGCACACCCUGCUGUCACUUGCCUUUUCCCGCCCAAAACACUGUGUCACCAAGAAUUUGGUGGUAUUUAAAGCUACACAGGCAAGGGGGGGUUCCUUGGACACCUCCUCACCUGGAGGAAAAACCUGUCCCAGCAAAUCCCUGGGUGUCAAGAUCCCCUGAUCCCCAAUCUCCGCUGCUGUUUCCAAGCCCUGGUGCUGCUUCACCUGCCGGGGCCUGGGGCAGCCGUAGGAGAGGAACCACUUCUUAGAAGCUGCCGUUAUUUUAAGAAUGAGGAAGGGCUGGAGCUGUUGCAACACCCGGGGGGAGGAUGUUCACAGCAUUCAACUUCCAGAUUUCCCAGCGUAGCCCCCGGGAUUUCGGCUGCAGAACUUGCCUUGAGAUUGCCUUCCAGAAAGCUUUUGAUUUCUAUUUUUCCUUGAAAUUGCAGUACAGGUGGGAGCCCUCAGGAGCAUUAACAUUUAGGAAUUAAUUUGAAAACAAGCAAACACAAAGCCUUGUUGGGCUGAGUUAGGGAAUUUCACAAAAAUCCAGCCUCUAGGCCGGGCUUUGCCGUGAAGCCAGUGCUUGGUGAGCCCAGUUGGUAGCCAAAGCCUGAGGAGCCAAGGUCAGGAGCUGAAGGGCAAAUCCCGGUGCUGUGGGGCAAGGCCAAAAUAUCCAGGGCCAAAAACAGCUUAGGGAAUGGCUGUGAGAGCAAAUCUGGGUUUACAAGUCACAGUCAAAGGAUGAGACUGGGAGAAACAGGAACCAUCAACUCAAGAAACCAUUUAGGAUUUGCAUUUUAUGCCUCCCCAUCACUUGCUCCAGCUUUCCCCUGGGUUUUGUGCAUUUAGAGCAGGCAAAGGCUUUUUUUCCUCCUUUCUCUUGAAAACGGGUGCACAGGGAGGAAUCCUACUUUUCCAUGGGGAUCAGCAUUCCCAGCACUCAGCACAUGCUGUCACACACUCACUCCUGAAACCAGAGCACUAAGAGCAAAUUGCACUGGUCCAGCUCCUCCAGCACUGCCAGAGGCUGACGGGGAAACAAAGGCAGCCCUGUCCUCCUGGAGCUCCUCAGCUGUAUCCGCAUCCCAUUUUCCUGCCUGGAGCAGCACAAAGGCUGCAUCCAGUGGCAGGAGCACAUCUCUGAGCUGGUUUGUGCCAGGCAAGUCAGCUCCCUCCAUCACUAAUAAAUAACUCCCCGUGGUCUGCAUUUGCAGGGAUGGGGAAGGGAAGGGGAGGAAGCACACACAAGUUAUCUCCUUUCCUUGUUAAGUGCCUGGUUCCCAAAGCCUUGGAAAACACAUACACAUGCUAAAUCUUGCUAAGAUUCCUGAUUUUAGUCCCACUGAGCACCAGGGAGCUGCGUUCAAAGGGGUUUUUCCCCCAAAAAAUGAGGUUGUCUCGCCUGAAUCUCCCUACAUCUGCAGAGAAAGGAUGGGCUGGGAAAAGGGAUCACUCUUCACAGCCGGUGCAGCCCUUGCCAGAUGAAUCCACAUAAAUCCCUGCCAGAUCAAUCAGAUGCUGCUGGGGUGGGUUGUUUUGGCAUUCCAGGGCUUAUUGUUCCAGUGCCAGAACCGUAACAUGCAUGUGCAUGUGGUGUUUUUAACCUGCAGCUUAAUUGCAAGGGGUUUCUCUGCAGCUGAAGUGGAAAUUGCUGUGCUUGAUUACCAAAAUAUAUGUUUGGUUCAUUGUCACCCCAGCAGCUGCUUCCCCUGUGCAAACAAACUCCUGUUCUUCCCGCCCGUGAGCAGUGGGAAAGUCACUCUGAUUAUUUCAUAGUUAUAUCCAUCCCAAAACUCACCAACGAGGGAGCCAAGGGUUUUCCAGCCCUCCCAGCUCCGUCAUCUCCCCAUCUCAGACUCACUAUGGUCCUGACCCAGCUGCACCAGGACCUGAAGCGAUUUUUGGGUUAUUUCCCAAGCUCCUGGGGACUGAGUUUGACAUCCCGUUUCUCCUAGAAAGCAUCUGGUUUGUGACACGGGUCAGAGCCCGACACGCAGUCCCACCUCUGCUCCUGCCAGCACGUUCCUCCAGCCCACAAGGCACCCAAUCCUUGAUUAGAGCAGGGGGCAAAGAGCAUUAACCGUUCCAUCCUAUGGAAUGUAAGCAACUUGCAGGAAUCUUUAUAAUCUUGGGACUUGGGAGAAGAUAAGGCUGAGCAGGUUUAGUUCCUCAGCCCAUGUGGGCUUUUAUUGGUGUUUAUGAGGUCUCAGUGUUGAGUUUUGGGAGGAGGGGAAGCCAAAGGAAGAGCCUCCAGGUGGCUCCACACAGGUACAGCCACCUCUGAAAUAGAAGUCAGGUGACCCCAGUUGUGCCUUGGCCCUGGAGAUGGAACAUGAGUUUGGAUCCAACCUAACUAAGCCACAACCCACGGCAGCGGCUCUGGAGGCCCUUCCUGGUGGCCUCUCCCAGGAGAGGCUGUUUGGGGUGGGAACCCCAUUUCAUCCAGCUACUCAGGGCAGGUUUUGGCAAUAAAGAUGCAAACCAGGCAGUGCCUUCUCUCUGUGGGACAGCAGAGACCUGGCUUAGGGCAUAACCCAAGCCUUGGGUCCAGCCACAACUCCUCCCCCUCAUCUUCAUCUUCAUAAACCACUUGCUGUUUGCUGACAGAACCCCCUGCUCUGUGGCUUCUUCAUGUCCUUGUGGGUGUCAGGUUCUGCAGAAGUCCAUGAUCUAAAGCAUUAUUUGAUGUCUCCCUCCCUCCCACAUCCCAGCACCAGCAGGUACCAAACACUGACACCUCCACUCCUCACCUCACUGAAACUAUUUUGGGGCAAAGCUUAUAGGAAGAGAUCCGGGGAUAAGCCAAAGCUUCUCCUUUCUAAUUUGGACCACCAAACACUGGCAUUACCAGUAUUCCAAAUUUUAAUUUUAGCUUGUUUGAUCCAAACAGCCCCAACCUUCACCAGCAACUCCCAGGGACGCAACUGUGUGUUCCCAAACUCAGCCUUCAGCAGGACGAUUAAAGCCAACAUUUUGUUGGGACUUAAUUAAUUUGAAAAUUCUACUUUUCACUGGCACAGAAAAGUUCUUCUUGUAUAGUAAUUUUUUCUACAUAUUGUUUCUGUAUGUACUGUACAAGUAACUUAUUCUUGAAUAAUGCGAUUUUACCGUAAUAUAAAAAAAAAUCUGCUCUUAAUAAACUGUUUUUAGAACUCGUUUCUCA